GGAAGACGACGCAUACAGACGAGAUGUAUUCUGUCUGAAAAAGAACAAAAUAACGUGCUGCGCUGAGUUUGGUUGAAAGCUGAACUCUUAAUUUUUCGGUAACUGUUAAAGAAACAUUUGAAGAGCUGCUGACAGCAGAGAUAUUGAGAAAGCGGCACACAGUUAAAAAGGAGGACAAAGAGGACAGCAUCAUGGAGGCUGCUUUCUACCCCAGAGUUCUGCUGCACAGAUUAGAUGUUAAGCAGAUGCUGGUGGUGAAGGCAGAAGAUCCUGAAGUCCACAGACCUUGUGCUGACCUGCUGGACCCUAAGCCCCAGCACAUAAAGAAGGAACAGGAGGAAGUCUGCACCACUCUGGGGGGAGAGCAGUUCAGUGUGAAGAAGGAGAUGGAUGUCAUCAGGUUUCCAGUCACUGGUAUCCUCAUAAAUUGUUUUAAUGACAAGCAAUCCCCUCUGCUCUCACAGCGUUAUCCCCAUGAGAUUAAAAACAGAGAAGUUCAAGAAGAGAACAACGGAGUAGGAUUCAUCAGAACAAAAGAGGAAGAGGAUGAUGGUAUAAAGCACCCCGUCUCCGAGCUAAAACAAGUGUCUGACUCAGGACUAAAAUCAAUGUACACAGACAAUAACUGGAAGGAGUGCAGAGCUACUGAGUCAGAUGAAAACAUUGUUAAAAAACCUAUCUCCUCUGAGUUUGCUGAACAAUUUGUCAACGGUUGCACUCUUCAGAAACAAAUUACAGAUUCAGAUAUGGGGUCUUCAAAUUCUCUUGAUAAGAAAUGUGUUACAGACAAGACAAAUGAGGACUCAGCUAGGAAAGAACAGACAGGAGUUAAAUUUAGCUGUGAAGACUGCGGUAAAACAUUUAUUGGAAAGAAUAGUUUAAACAGACAUAAAAUGACAAGCCACACAGAACAAAAAACAUUCUGCUGUGAUCUGUGUGGACAAAGAUUUAGCUGUAAGUCAACUUUAAAUAGACACAUGAUAAGUCACAGAGGAGAGAAAUCUUUCUGUUGUGAUCUGUGUGGACAAAGAUUUGCCCAUAAAGCAUAUAUAAACUUACACAUGAGAAUACACACAGGAGAGAAACCAUUUUGCUGUGAUAUUUGUGGACAAAGAUUUAGUAUUAAAUCAAUUUUAAACGCACACUUGAGAAUCCACACAGGCCAUAAACCAUUCUGCUGUGAUCUUUGUGGACAAAAAUUCAGACAAAAAACUAUUUUAAACCAACAUAUGAGGAUCCACACAGGCGAGAAACCAUUCUGCUGUGAUCUAUGUGGACAACGAUUUGGCACAAAACCAUAUUUAAACACACACAUGAGAAUCCACACAGGACAGAAACCAUUCUGCUGUGGUGUAUGUGGACAACGAUUUAGCACAAAACAAAAUUUAAACACACACAUGAGAAUCCAUACUGGAGAGAAACCUUUCUGUUGUGAUCUUUGUGGACAAAGAUUUAGCUGCAAGUCAAAUUUGAACAGACAUGUCAGAAACCAUGCAGGAGAGAAACCAUUUUGCUGUGAUCAAUGUGAACAAAGAUUUAGCCGUAAAGCAUAUUUAAAUUUGCACAUGAGAAUCCACACAGGAGAGAAACCAUUUUCCUGUGAUAUUUGUGGACAAAGAUUUAACAUGAAAUCAAACUUAAGCACACACAUGAGAAUCCACACAGGACAUAAACCAUUCUGCUGUGAUCUGUGCGGACAGACAUUCAGACGAAAAACUGCUUUAAACCAACACACGAGAUGUCACUCAGGAGAGAAACCGUUCUGCUGUGAUCUUUGUGGACAAAGAUUCAGCAAAAAAAACAAUUUAAAUCGACACACGAGAAGCCACUCAGGAGAGAAACCAUUCUGCUGUGAUCUUUGUGGACAAAGAUUUAGCAAAAACACAAAUUUAUAUCGACACACAAGAAUCCACACAGGAGAUAAACCAUUUUGCAAUGAUCUAUGCGAACAAUGAUUUAGCAUAAAAUCACCAGACUUAUUAGAAAAUGAACUGUGUAUCCAUCCCUACGGACACAUGUCUUUGGUUGACCACAAGAAAGGCAGGUCCUGUUAUACUUUUUUACAAGUUUCUGAUUAAAUCCACAUUACUGUGUAAAAAAUAUUAUUGGUCUAAUGUAAUAUUUCUAAGAUGUGUGUUUUCAUCAGCUGUAAGUAGAAACGUAACAUGACAA
Messenger RNA from Fundulus heteroclitus (mummichog), 2172 nucleotides. RefSeq names its product gastrula zinc finger protein XlCGF57.1. Gene Ontology annotation, biological process: regulation of transcription by RNA polymerase II. Gene Ontology annotation, molecular function: DNA-binding transcription factor activity; RNA polymerase II cis-regulatory region sequence-specific DNA binding. Bases 192 to 1955 code for a protein of 587 amino acids. NCBI's taxonomy places the organism in Eukaryota, Metazoa, Chordata, Actinopteri, Cyprinodontiformes, Fundulidae. The record is from RefSeq and is a predicted model, not a curated record. The transcript has 2 exons.